AGACAGACAGACGGAAAGAGAGGGAGAGAAUGAUACGUAUUCAGCUCCAGUUGAGGCGGAGCGACGUGUUUUUUGGUCGACACCACUUUUCCUCUGACUGUAUCUCUGUCUCUGACUAGAAUCUCGCCAACAACAUGCCUCAAGCAUGACAAUAAACUGGUUUAGCUGGGUGAAGGCAGGGGAAGGAAGGUAAGGCGGCGUAACACAAAACUUGAGACGAGUCUCAGAUGGAGCAGAUACACGACGAAACUGUGGAUGGAAACGUGGUGGAAAAGACAACAUGACUGCGUUUAAGUUUGAACGACGAGUAAAGUGACGAGUAACAAACAGCACGACUACAGAAUGGCACGACGCUCUCAGUGUUCCUCUGCUGGGGACAACCCUCUGGACCCGAACUACCUCCCUCCUCACUAUCGGGAAGAUUACAGAUUAGCUAUUGAUGCGCUGGUUGAGGAGGAUUUGGAAGGAUACUACAAGUUCCUCCAAAAAGCCGAUGUGGUGGAUUUCCUGUCAACACCUGAGAUUCAGUAUAUUCAGAGCUUUAUUCAAAGUCCUCAUCAAAGCUACCACCCUGAGCAACAGUUUCAGGAGACUGACGGAGAUGGCUCUUCAGACACUUACUGGCCAAUUCACUCUGACCAGGAUGUACCGGGGUUGGACCUUGGUUGGCCUCAACUGCAUCGCUUCAUUGGGCCCACAGAGGUCACCACUUUGGUCAACCCCCCUGAGCCUGACAUGCCAAGUAUCAAGGAGCAGGCUCGGAGACUUAUCAAGAAUGCUCAGCAGGUCAUUGCCAUAGUGAUGGACAUGUUUACUGAUGUUGACAUAUUUGCGGAUAUACUCAAUGCUGCCAUGAGGAGUGUUGCUGUCUACAUCCUUUUAGACGAGCAGAACACGGAUCACUUCCUCAACAUGGUGUCCAACUGCAGGGUCAAUCUACAGAGCCUUCAAUUUUUACGUGUGAGAACAGUGUCAGGCAUCACGUACCACUGCCGCUCAGGGAAAUCCUUUAAAGGUCAGAUGAUGGAUCGCUUCUUGUUGACAGACUGCAGAGCUGUGCUGAGUGGAAACUACAGCUUCAUGUGGUCAUUUGAGAAGCUUCACCGCUGUAUGGCACACCUAUUUCUAGGACAGCUUGUAUCAACCUUUGACGAAGAGUUUCGUAUUCUUUUUGCUCAGUCCCAGCCUCUGAUGGUUGAAGAUACACUUGCUCCAAUAGAAGAUUUUGGCGCAUUACAAAAGAGGCAAAACCCAAGUGAAAGAACUCCUCUGUUCAGAGAGCCCAGAAAAUUUCUACCACUGGAUUCAGAGGAAAGGAUGAGACAUUCCUAUGAUGAACAAAUGGAUGUGGACUGGAGAAUGAUGUCUCUUAAGAGGCAAGAACCUCAGCACAGCCCUGCAGAUGUUUAUAGUAGGUAUCCCUCCCCACAGCCUCGCAUCGAUUCAUCUCAUGAUCAGGGCCCCUACCGAAUGUCAAUGUUAGAAAAUCCUGCAUUCAAACGCCAUAGUUAUGCUGAAGGUGUUCAAGGUCGAUAUUCUUAUCCACAUUUGCAGCCACAGGGAAUGCCAGAGCCUGAGAACCAGGGAAGGCAGUUUCACAGGGGACAGCAGCCCUUUCAAGGUCCUGUUCUAGGACCAGAAGCAGAUUACAGUGGCUAUGACAAGUUCUGGAAUCAAGACUUUCAGUCAGAUCAAUACUCUGCAUCUGGUUUACCACAAGAGAUGCAACCACCUGAUAACUUUGACCCUGUGCUUAAUUAUUUAUCAUCUACUAGAUAUGUUGACUUUGAUCAGAGCUCAGAGAAAUUAGUGCCUGAGCCAGAUUUGCUAAGUUCACCUCACCCUAAAAGACAGAGCAUGGGCUCAAAUCCUUGUCAGUCGUCUCCCACGCCCUCAAAUACAACCGAGCAAAAGCUGUUUCUCCAGGAGUCCAACGCUGACCGUAAGGAUCCUACGGUGAAACAAGGGCUAAGAAACUGGAGGAUUAGCUCAUACCUCAGUACAUAUGAUGAUCCAGGAGAGGAAGGCCUGCCAUUGGCACCAAGUCAGGGAUCAGAACCCUUUGAAGAGCCUUCAAAUCCUUUACAGCAAACGGUACCAGGAAUAGAUUUGUCAUAUCCUAAAAUUCCUAAUGUAAGAGAAUUUAAGAUUCCUGCUGUACCAAGGGUAAGUCAAAUGCCAAGUUACACCAAAAACACUGUGCGAGAGAAGCCAAAGCAAUUGCCUGAUGAACCUAUUGCAGUGGCACCAGAAGCCAAAACAACACCAACACCAUCCGAAUCAUCAUCUACAGCUGAUGGAGAAAAGGCAGAGGAAGCAGAACAAAAAGAACCAAAAACCACUACUCUUCUAAGGGAUGAGUCAUUCAGAAGAAAGUUCAGUGCUAUGCCACGAGGCUCUAGGUUAAGAUCAUCUUUGUUAUUCAGCUCUCUUGAUCAGCAGCAUGCUUCUCAAGAUACCAAAACUGCUGGACAACAGGAUGAAGAAAAUGACAAAAAUGAAGCAGAACAGACAAAACUACCUUUUGUUUUAGGACAAAGGAGAUCAAUUACACGAGAACCUUUUGAAUGGAGCCGUUACAUAAAGUCAACAACUAUUGACAACUCAACUAUAGAGACAUCUAAGUCAAAUGAUGAGAACAGUGAAGAAGCAAAUGUAGAUCAAUCAAAGGUAGACAAUUCAAAGGAUCUUUCCGAUAACAGUACAGUUGCUAAUUCUUCACUAUCAAAAUCACAAACUAGGCCACAUGAAACGAAGCUACCUAAAUCUGAUCAGCCAGUACAAGUGCCAACAUCUUUGCUCACUACUCCGUCAUAUGUCGAUAUGAAUGAUCCUGAUAACAGGCUGAUGUUUUUCAAAGAGCUGGCAGCAAAACGUAAAGCUGCUAAGGCUGCAGAAGCUGAAAAGAAUGCAGACAAGGCUCAGACGGAUGUGAAAAAUAGUACCACUCUUAGAAAGGAUGAAACCGAUACAAAAAAAGCCUUAGAGACAAUGGCUAAUACUUCACAAUCAGAGGGUCUCUCUGAAAAACAUCUUACUACAAAUGGUGCUGGAAAAACUUCUGUUGUUUCAGAGAAUAAAGAGCUAGAAACCAGCCAACCAACAAAAGAUUUACCCAUUUCCGCAGAGACAGAACCACCUUCACAUGAAGCUCUUAAAGAUGUAAAGCUGUGCAAACCUGCUGUAAAAGAGAGUUGUCUUACUCAUCCACCGACAUCAACAAAUACUACUCCUGCUAAUGUUCCAUCUCCUGAACAAAGUCUACAUGGAUGUGAAAUCUCCAAGCAAGACAGUCUUGUCAAAAAUGAUGCCAUUACCUCCCAAACCUGUAAAGAGGAACUGACUAACAUUUCUUCAGUUUCAGAGGAGCUGGAAACCAGCCAACCAACAACAUCUUUGCCUGAUGUGGCAAAAACAGAACCUCUUAAAGACUUAAUGCUGCCCAAACCUGCUGUAAAAGAGAGUAGCCUUACUCAUCCAAUGACAUCAAUUGCCACCCCUGCUAAAGUCCCAUCUCCUGAACAAGGUUCAAAUGAAAGUCAACUCCCCAAGCAAGAGGGUCCUGUCAAAACUGACACAAAGAAGGUGCUGGAAAUUAGCCAACCAACAACAUCUUUGCCCAUUUCUGCAGAAACAGAACCUCCUCGACCUGAACCUAUUAAAGACGUAUUGCUGUCCAAACCUGCUGUACAAGAGAGUAGCCUUACUCAUCCAUUGAUAUCAACAAAUGCUACCACUGCUUAUGUUCCAUCUCCUGAACAAGGUCCAAGUGGAAGUCAAAUCCCCAAGCAGGACAGUCUUCUCAAAAAUGAUGACAGUACCUCCCAAAGCUGUAAAGAGGAACAGACUAAAUGUUCAACUGACUCAGAGAAGGAGCUGGAAAUCAGCCAACCAAAAACAUAUUUGCCUGUUGCUGUAGAAACAGAACCCCCUCAACCUGAACCUAUUAAAGACGUAAUGCUGCCCAAACCUGCUGUAAAAGAGAGUAGCUUUACUCAUACAUCGACAUCAACAAAUGCUACCCCUGCUAAUGUUCCAUCUCCUGAACAAAGUUCAAAUGAAAGUCAAAUCUCCAAGCAAGACAGUCUUUUCAAAGCUGACUCAGAGAAGGAGCUGGAAAUCAGCCAACCAACAACAUAUUUGCCCAUUUCUGCAGAAAGAGAACCACCUUCACAUGAAACUCUUAAAGACUUCUCAAAAACUGUUGUAAAAGAUUGCAUUAGUCCAACAUCUACUCAUGGCAAUGGUCCAUCUCCUGAACAGGGUUCAAAUGAAAGUCAUGUCCCAAACUGUGAUUCUACCUCAAAGGAGUCCAGUUCUCUCAUUCCCAGCUCACUAGAGGAACCACUGUCUUCUGCAUCUGCUCCUUUGGAUUCUCACAACCAAAAAGCUGAAUCAGCUGAGUCCCAAACUUUAAUCACUGAACCUGCACGACUAGCUGAAAAACGCAAUGGAUCAGAAUUGACUUCUUCUAACAAAUCAAUUCAAAGCUCCUCACAAUCUGAUUCACAGAUCAUUCCAAGUCUUCCAACCUCUUGCUCUGCUCCUCAGUCUUCACCUAAAGAUACUCUAUGUUCUAAUGUUACCACAGAAGAUUCCAGUUCAGUCUCCAGCAUAUUGUCACCAAGUUCUGAUAAAAUAGAGGCACUGCAACCUGUCACCUCCUCACCACCUGAGUCCGGCCAAACAGCUGAUAAAACUUCUAUAGAAUUAACAGAAUCUGAGUCUACUCAGGUUCGUCUACAGUCUGAUCCCAAGUUGACAUCAUCUGAGAUCCCUUCAGCAGUUGACUCUGCAAAAGUGGAGUCUGAUAUCGCUCCUGACACAUGCACAACCUUGACAGAACCAAACAUAGUCUCAUUACACUCCACCACUAAGACAAAUUCCAGUGAAUCUGAGGUUCUUAGCUCAUCAGAGGAUGUCAAAUCUGAUAUCAAGCCUCCAGAUCCUAGCCUUACAUCACAACCCAAGUCUGAGUUUCCUCAUGUAUCUAAUCUGGAAACUUCUACUAACAGACCUGAUCAAAUUGAGACGAGUACUAUCCACCUCCCGUCUGAGCAUUUCCCAUCAGAAACAUCUUCUCAUGCCAAUUUGGACAUUACUGCUAAUGCUUCCCAGUCCUCAGCAAAUGCAUCUCCGCAAGAUGCCCAGAAACAAGCAACUCGUCCGUCCGAACUUAACCUGACAGGAUUUGUCAGUCCUGCUCCUGUUGAAACAGUACCCCGCUGUUCUCCUGUAACUGCGUCAGGUAGAUCGGUUUUGUCCCCAGAGGCAAGAAAAACAGAAACAAACAUGCCCACGUCAUGCAGUCCUUCAAAUACACCAUCUCUUCCCAAGCAAAUCACAACAGACUCAAAUGAAACUGCACCCCUCCCAUCAACAGAAACUUCUCACCCAACUGAGCCUACCUCAAAAAUCCCCACAGAGCCAGAGCCAACACCUGAAUAUGUGACCUCGGAAAGCCAUGCUCCAGAGCCAUCUGAUCCUGCUGAAACAAGUAACAAAGACCAACAGAGUAAAAUAAGAAAAGAGCCAGAAUUAUCUGCCUCUGGUGAUAAAAAGUCUGAGGACACCAAUAAGGAAAUGCAUGUUAUAACACAGCAAUCUGUCAUAAGUGAAAAAACAAAUGACCAAGUAAAGGCAAAUAACUGCUCAGAGAAAGCAGAGAUUGUAUCAAAUCAAGUCAUUUCUGCGUCGUCACAGUCCAAGCAGCCAAAAGCGAGCCAGUCUCGUUACCAGUCAUCAACAGCCAACGUGCUCUCAAGCAGCAACCUUAGAGAUGAUACUAAGCUGCUGCUAGAGCAGAUUUCUGCUAAUAGCCAGAGUAGGAACGAGGCCACCAAAGAAUCUCCCGUCACUGAUGACGAGAAAGAAGAUAAAGCUGACAAAGAUGCCAAAAGGCAAGCAGAAAGACAGAUUGGGACGUUUGGUAAAGGACAGCCCAAAUCGACAGAGGAGCGGGAGAAGCUGCUCGAGAAGAUCCAGAGCAUGAGGAAGGAGAGGAAAGUUUACAGUCGAUUUGAGAUGGCACCUUAACUGAUAUUCAAGUAAGGCUGAAGAGAAGACGGAAUGUGUACAGGAAGUGUAAAAAGAAUGUGAACUUGUUGAAAUGGUGAAUCUCACACAGAAGAAUACAAACUGGCUGUCACAAAGGUUUACCAAAGGGCUUCUUACUGUGGGUGAAUUACCAAUGCACAUAUACUGAGGAUAUGUGUGUGAUCAAACGGUUUAGGGACUGCAUGGGUAUAGUGCAAUGUAUGCAAUGGUUUGUAUGAUCUUGCCUGUCCAUGCCCUUUUUUGCAGCACUGACGCUAAGUGCAUUUAAGACGCCGCCACCACCACCAUAUGAUUUCCGGCAACAGUUUAUACAUCGUCUCAUUCUACUUCCCAGGUCAAAGACCAGGGAGGAAAUUUUUGUGCAUGUGCAGAACGCCAAGUCCGACCCCAGUCUGACUAAGCGCAUACAUGCAGGAGUAAUCGGACUAUGAAUCACAUUUUCCAGGUAUGUUAGUCCGAUUUAGACUAGCUCGAUUUUAGUCAGACUGUCUAGUUUACAUGACAUUAAGAAAACCGAUUUACUGUCUUAGUCUGACAAAAAUCAUACUUUUAACGUGCAUGUAAACACACUGACUGAUGCCAGCUGUCAAAAUGUGAUGCUUAAGUAUAAUAACACGAUCUUAAGUCGUGUGCUCGUAAAACUGAAAUAAACUUUUGUUUGUAUCUUAAUCAUAAAUAAUAUAUGUAUUUGUAAAAGAAAGAAAAAAAGUGGCUCUGUGAACUUCUAACCAUGCAAGGUUAUUGUUCUGAUGUUAAUAAAACAUUGUUUUAAUUAUUUGUAAUUCAAAAAAAGCAGUGAAAAACACAAGAUUGCAACAGAAUACCAGCUUUUACAUGAUGUACCUACAGUGUCACAUGUGUAAAUCCUCACAUACCAUACAGUAUGGAAUGCUUUUUUUUUCUACACAUUUAACUAAUUUGAGACUUUAAUGUCAGUCUUAGAUGCUGUACUGUUUGCCUUAAAGGGUCUUUUCACCCAAAUCAAGUGUUUUAAAGCAAAUUAUUUGUACGUUAUUUGUCAAACAAACAAGUAUAAAUGUGUUGCCUUUUUGUUUUUGAAUGUCACCUUCCGUCAUGUAUAUCUGAAGCUACCUCAUAGAUGAGGUUAUAUUUUGUAAUAUGCUGCAACCAACCCUUUAUUAACUGCAAAGAAUUUUCACAACUGUAUGUAGAGCACAACUGUUACACACUUUAUGAAAUAGGAUGUUUUAAUUUGUAAAUAAAAAAAAUGUCUUAGUAAUGUU
This is a messenger RNA of Solea solea (common sole), 7301 nucleotides long. RefSeq names its product family with sequence similarity 83 member Ha (gene sack1ha). Gene Ontology annotation, molecular function: keratin filament binding. The transcript has 6 exons. Lineage: Eukaryota; Metazoa; Chordata; Actinopteri; Pleuronectiformes; Soleidae. The record is from RefSeq and is a predicted model, not a curated record. Gene Ontology annotation, cellular component: keratin filament. Gene Ontology annotation, biological process: intermediate filament cytoskeleton organization; positive regulation of cell migration; protein localization to cytoskeleton. Bases 343 to 6036 code for a protein of 1897 amino acids.